AUGUGCCUCAUCGGAGAGAAGGCGAAAGUCAAUACAAUCGCUCCCCACUUUGGUGAAGAACCGUGCAUUCAGGGGCACAAUGGUAGUGGUUCCGUCUUCAUGAGCGGGUGCAACAUGCGUUGCAUCUUUUGCCAGAAUUACGAUAUCGCACAUCAACGAAACGGGAUGGACUUGACCCCUGAGGAAUUAGGUGACUGGUACCUCAAGCUGCAAGAGGUUGGCAAAGUACACAAUAUCAACAUUGUUACGCCUGAGCAUGUUGUCCCGCAGGUGGCGUUGAGUAUCCUCCAUGCCAAGGACCAUGGCCUGACAGUUCCCAUCGUUUACAACACCUCAAGCUUUGACUCUCUUGCAUCCCUGCAACUGAUGGAUGGAUUGGUCGAUAUCUACCUUGCUGACUUUAAGGUGUGGAAGCCAAGCACCUCUAAAAGGCUACUGAAGGCCGAUGAUUACGCUGCAACAGCCAGAGAGAGCAUUAAGGUGAUGCACGCUCAGGUCGGUGACCUGUGCUUCACCGGAGACGGGAUAGCAAAAAAGGGCUUGCUGAUUCGCCAUCUUGUUAUGCCAGGCAGACAGGACGAAGGAGCCGAAAUCAUGAAGUUCCUCGCAGAUGAAGUCUCUACAGAUUGCUUCAUCAAUAUCAUGGAGCAGUAUCAUCCAGACGCUCAUGUCGGCAAGCCAAAGCGAGCAAAGUCAGAUGGUAAAGAAGAAAAGCAAGAGGUCCGAUACGCAGACAUCAACCGAGCUGUCGAUGCCCAGGAAGUCUCCUUAGUCAGGAAAGCCGCAGAAGAGGCUGGGCUAUGGCGGUUCAACGACCCACCAGGCCACGAUGGGUUUGCAAUCUGA
This is a messenger RNA of Fusarium musae, 846 nucleotides long. RefSeq lists its product as uncharacterized. The transcript is spliced from 2 exons. Lineage: Eukaryota; Fungi; Ascomycota; Sordariomycetes; Hypocreales; Nectriaceae. The coding region runs from base 1 to 846 and encodes 281 amino acids. Gene Ontology annotation, molecular function: catalytic activity; iron-sulfur cluster binding. The record is from RefSeq and is a predicted model, not a curated record.